GUUACGUCCUAAAAACAGCAACAGAUGGAAAGUGAAAGAGAUUGAGAUCAGGCGACAUGGAUACAUUGUAACUUUGGAAAAUGACCGACCUCAAGACCGAACAGGCACCCGGCGUCUGUGAAUAGAAGGAGGGAGAAAUUUGGGCAGAUACCCUCAUUUUGCUGAAAGGGAGUCUAGUGGUCUGCUUCUGGCACUGGGAGAGGUCGUGAGUGCCCUUAUUUGGCUGCCAAAUGCACAGACACGAGAUGUUGACUGAAAGCAGAAAACGGAGACGCAACUGUGAUGCUGAGGAGCUCCAGGUCUCGCCUCAGGCAAAGAGGUCUGGAGGUUAUUCCUUCCUCCCUGAGGUUGGCCGUGAUGUCUGGGACUCUGAGUCUUCCAGCAGUGACAGCAGUGGCAUUAGCAGUCCAGAGCAGAUGGCAGGGCCCAGCGCCACCAUCCAGAGCACCGACCAAAGAAGACUCCAUGUUUCUCAGGCUCCCUGCAGCCCUGUUGCCACCACCCACACAGCUGAAGAUCCAGCAAUCUGCUUGAGCCUAAACAUCUCAUAUGAUCACAUCAACCGUAUAUUGAGAGAGGCCCACUUUAGUAGCCUGGAAAGUCAUGGUCAACAAGGGCCGACAUGAUUGGUGAUGACUCUUCCAACAACCUUUGACAUGAUGGAAGUGUAGAGGGAACCUUUAAGAGGGACAUCAUGGGCCAAUUUAAGGCCUGGCACAAAUAGAGACCCUUUAAAUACAUUUACGUUUUUUAUCUCCAAGCACUUUCUCUUGUUCAUAGUGUUUAUGUGGGGCUUUGCUUCAUGUGUUGACCAUGAACGUCACAUAGGUGCUAUGCAAAAGAAAUAUCUUGAAAAACAUCCUGUUCUUGCAAAAUUGUGUGAUCUUUUCCCCCCCUUUACUUUACAAGUAAGUCAAGUCACACACGGUGCUACUCGGUGCAGCUUGGGUCAUGUUUCGACUAGUGGUUUCAUGUGUAGUACGUUUCAAGUGGACUAAACCCAGUUUGGUUAAAGUGAACCAGAAAGGAAACCAGCCGCAAAUGAUCUCAGUGCUUUUGGUGUUCACAAUGUAAGUGGACUUAAAAGAGGACUCAGUUUCUUUUUUGGUCUUCUUCACAUUAUUGUGGUCUCAGACCCCUUGUUGUUCACACCACAGCUCCUUAAGAACUCAGACCCCAUUGCAUCUAGGGCUGUCACGAUUAUGAAAUUUGGCUGACAAUAAUUUCUCAAAAAUAACUGCGAUUAUGAUGAUACGCAAUUGUCAUACUACUUAAGGUGUAUGUAUGCUUAUGAUGGUUGGGCCUACACCAUAAGUAGUCAUUUAUUGAUAUUAAACUUGAAAUCAUAUAAUAAAAUGGGGAUAUAUGAUUACUUUUAAGGCUUUAAAAAAUAUUGAAUUUUUCAUUAAAAAUUAUUGUUCAGGGAUAGAAUUACAUAAGUAAUAUUUUAUUUGUUAUAUACCAGAUAACACCACCAAUUGUAUUACAUUAUGCAGUAGUAAUAAUGUAUAAUUUAUUUCUGUACAAAAUUCUUAACUCCGAUAAAACCUACAAGCCCAUAUUUCACAUGAAGUAAAACAUUUGUAAUUCUAUGUGCAUUUGAAAAUAUGUUUCUUUAUCUAUCAUCUCGAGGGUAAUGGAGCAAGCAAGCAUCUCCUCCUGCAUGUCAUUUACAUUGUGUGUAUGAGCCCAAAACAUUUGCCAUUGCGCAAAUAAAAUUAAAGUGAAACUAUAAAAAUCCUUGCUUGCAUUUUCGUGGGAGUUUGGCAUGAACUUCUGUAGAUGGUACGCCCAUCCGGGCACUUUAAAAUCUUAACGCAAAGCUCUGCAUACGGCUGGUCCAUUCAUUUUAGAUGCUUAAAUAAUACAAGUACGGAAUCUGAGACCAAAAAACACAUCAUGGUAUAUCUAUAUUAGCUUAAAAUUCCCAUAUGUGGACAGUAAAUUGUGACUGGAAUAUGAAGUAUGUAAUGCAGCUAUGUAUGGCAAGCCUCAAGGUACUCUCGUCAUAAAAUGUAAAGCGGACUGGUACCUCUUCGCUUUCACAUUGCACAAAUCAAUCGAACCACAAAAUGACUCACAAAUGAACUGUACUCAGACCACCUCCUGAGGUGGCCUGAGUACGUUUCACUUUUGGGUCCUUUUAGGGGGGUCUGAGACCACUUGGGUUGUUCACAUAUACACGUUAUACCGCUCUGAGAGCGCUUGAAGUGCUCAAAAGAACUAGGAGUGAAAAUGGCCUAAAACGUGAUUAUAAUUUUAGCCCUGCAUUGAAAGUCAUUCCAGUUAGAUUACUAAUGCUGUUAUCAUGUGUUUACAGAAGAUCUGGUAUGGUUCUCACUGGAAUUAAGACUCUUUUGGGAAGCUUGAUGAUUGCUUGCAUAUUUAAAUCUCAGGUUUGUAGGUGUUCUAUGUUAUUUGAAGUGGAGAUGUUGUAGCUAUAGUUUACACUUCAAACAGGGAACCAGGUGCCAGAUCUUUAGAAAUUCUUUAUCAAAUAAUGUAAUCCUUACAAUGAGAAUUAGAAAACAUACUAGCACACAAAUUGGGAAAUAGAGGCAUUUGGACUUUUCUGAAAUUCAUAAAUGCAUACUGGACUCAGGUCUGUUAAUAAUGUAUACAAGAAAGCACUCUGGCAAAAUCAAUUGAAAAAUUAGAAAUGCUGCAAAUUGAUCAAAUCAUUAUUUUGGAAAGAUCCUGGUUAAUUUUCAACCUUUGAAAUGGUUAGAGCUUGAAAUAUGCAGGUUUAGUUCGGUCACUGGGUUCCCUGUAAUACGAGGACUUGUGUUCUAUGGGUAGAGCAUCGGAAUGCCCUAAAAUUAGCCUGCACCUAAGCACUCGAAAAUAUCAUGUCAAAGCAAAGUCCUAAGAAAUAUUUUACCACGUUACAUCGAUAAAACCCACUUUUGCUGGUUAUCCGUAAUUUGACCAGCAUAUACAAUGAAUGACAAAGCAAACAGUUAUAAUUGACUGCCUUAAAUUUAGUAUGCACAUAUGUAGUCCAAUCUAGUUCAGUCCUUUUUAGAUACAUAUCAGUCUAGAACUGUUUGUCAAAGCUCAGUUAAAACAGGUUGUAAGAGUUAAUAAGUUCUCGUAAGAGCCACUCUCAAGCAGGUAAUCUAAUUGAAUAGGAGAAACUUAUAUUACCUUCAACUUGUGCACUGACAAUACAAUUCAACCCAGGCACUGUGCUUUAUGUGAAGGACAAUUAGCUUUUAACGAUUGAUGAUUAUCUCACGAUCACCAUUCUGUUUUGUAUGUAGGACUAUUCAUAACAUAUAGCUAGCAUAUAUACAAUAUUUGAAUCAUUAUUUUAUUAAAUGUUCCUCUGAUGAAGAU
This is a messenger RNA of Xyrauchen texanus (razorback sucker), 3339 nucleotides long. RefSeq lists its product as uncharacterized. The transcript has 4 exons. The record is from RefSeq and is a predicted model, not a curated record. NCBI's taxonomy places the organism in Eukaryota, Metazoa, Chordata, Actinopteri, Cypriniformes, Catostomidae. Bases 231 to 626 code for a protein of 131 amino acids.